UGAUUUCCAACACAUGGAAACAAAUCAACACAGCUUUGCAGAGCUGUGUAUGUAGCAAACUAAAAUCCGUAUUUAGUUUAGUUUCGAUAGCACUGAUCUGUGUUUGCCUACACACAACAAAAGCUCUUUUGUGUUCCUGAGGUGCUGUGUGCAUUGGAUUUGGACCUACAAAAGACACCCGUGGGCUGCUGCAGCCCACAGCACUGGGGUUUAAUUGCUGCCAGUUCCUGCUCCUAUGGUCACAACUGGGAGCUCAGCUGCUUUUGUCGUGCUCGAGGAGUUCAAUGAUAAAGGACACCAUUUUCGCUUUCAACAUGGAAAACCCAGAAUUCCUAAGGAGCAUGGAAUGCUGUUGCUCAGAACGGAAAUAACAGACUUUCACCAUCCAACCUGUCCAAUAAACUGCAUGCUAGCAGCUAAUACAGUAACUUUCCUUUAUAGAUCUUAUUUUUAAUAAAGGCUUUAGCUCUCCUUUCACGCAGAAAUGCCUUCGGAUUACCCUGUCAAACCUGUAUCGUGGCAAUUAACAGCAACCCCGGUGAGGGACAUACCGGCCAGCAAACGUCCCAGGUCAGCCUGCAAGGUCAAGUGCUAGAACGUUCCCCCGCCCCAGGCCAGCCCUUUCCCCACCUAUUUUACCGAGGAAGCGCCAACACCCGCCUCCCGUUCAGGUGACGAAGGCGGAACCUCACGGACAAACCCCCCCUCCCCCGCCGCCAUUUUACGCCGCCAGCCGCCCUCGGGGGCCGGAGCGCCCCGGGGCUAGGGCUGGCCUGUGCUGCCCUGGGCCCGCGGGGCCCUGCGGCGGUGGCGGCACCGGCGGGGCGGAACCGGAGCGCCCGGGCGGGGAACGGGGCCGCACCGGGGGCGCUCGUCACGUGACCGGGAGCGGCGGGGAAUGGCACGUGACCGGCGCUGGGGCCCGGCUUUGGGGCUCGGGCUCUUUCUCUGCUCCCCGUUCCCGCUCCCAGUCCUAACGCAGGCCUGUUCCCAAUCCCGUUACAGAGAGAUCGGCCCGGCCCCGCCCCGCUCCCGUAACAACGGCCAUGACCGAGAGCACCGGACACUCCAGCGCGCGGCCCCGCCCCUUCCUGCAGCGCCUGCCCAAUGGGCGAGCAGGCCGCGGUUUAAAUGGCGGGCGCGGGCCCGGCUCGUUGGUGCCGCCAUGGGCAGCGCUGAGGGCACAGAUUGGGUUGAUGUUGCCAAUGAUCUUUUAAGGACCUGUCACAUAAACCAGCACAUAAAGCACCUCUCAGAAUGUGGUGCUGACAUGUUUGUUCGUCUUUAUGAGUCAAUCUUAGGAGAAAAAGUACCAGAUUUCAUUGCUACUCCCAGAAGCCAAGAGGAUGAUGCACACAAUGCACAAGCAGUAAUAGAUUCCCUGGCACUGGAUUAUUUGCAGGUCAGCUUGUCUCACAUCACGGGUGAGAACAUUGUGAAAGGAGACAAGGAAUCUAUCAAAAACCUCCUUGAAAUAUUUGAUGGUUUGUUGGAGUAUCUUAGAGAAGUCAGUGAAACCUCUUCUCAGACUGGAGCUGAGAUAAAUGUGCUGUCUGGUGAUGAAAUUCAAAUUACAUCUCAAGAGCAGCUGGAAAGCACUGCUGAUCAGCUUUCAGAACAUACACUACUCUCAUCAGUUGAAAGGUCCCAGUCAGAAUAUUUUAUUCAAACUUGUGAUACAGAUGGCUCAGGAUCUACCAGUGAAUUAAUUAAACUUGGAGAUACUGCUUAUUCAUUUUCCAAGAGAGGAGAAGAAUUUCAGAUGCCUGUACUUUGUCUAGCAGAAAAAGACACGGAGGUAGAAGAAUCUGAAAGCACAGAGGCUCUUGCAGCAUUGCCCAGACAGUUCUCAGAAAGUGAAAAGGGGGCUGUAAAUGAAAGGGAAGAUGGAGGGAUGGAGUCUGUUCAUGCUGCUGAACCUCACAAAGGGAGUUUGAGUGUCAGUGCUACAAAACUGGGGGAGCCCAUCCAGCAGGCAAUUCCUCUGCUGCCCCCGUUCCAGCCCUCGGAUCCAGGAUGGAGAGAUCACCACAGCUCAGACAGACAGGCAGCAGCUCUGGCUUGCAGUCAAGCAGUGAACAUUCCUACUAUUGAAAAGUCACUUACCCAAAGAUUUAAUGAUGUUUCUGAUGGUCUUCCUCUAUCCAGAAAAACCCCUGCAGGCACGGUGCCAUUAACCCACAGUUACCUGUCAUCUGCUUCUGCAGUGGGAGAAAUGCUGGGAGGUGAUGCCAAAGACAAUGUGACAAAGGUGCCUCUGGUAUCUGAAUCUUCUAUAUCUACCUCUUUUGAGAAAAAGCUCUCACUAAGUGCUGAACAAGUAACACAAACCCCAAGACCUGAAUCUCAGCACUGGUCUAGAACAACAAGCAAAUAUGAAAAUUCCACCACAGAUUCAGCUGAAGAUUCCCUUUCCCACAGAACAACAAAGGAGAAGGUGCCUGAGCAGCAAGAGUUUAAUGAAGCAUCAGAAAAUCUGUCUCGCAUGCUAAAUGAACUAGAUUUAAUGUUGAAGAGAGCUUUGGGUGAGCACACAGGAGAAGAGGAGCUGACAGAUGAGGACAGCCUGUCCCACCACAGUGACAGUGUCAUGGACUACGGCCGAAGGACAGCUGGGAGAGACACAUCACAUCCAAGGUACCCAGGCAGGCCACGGUCCCUCUCUCCAGCCUCACCCUCCUCUCAGCACCAGGACCAUAAGCUGAGUGGCAGUGCAACAGGCCACAUAAAGACAGUACGCAGGCAGCUGCAGGAAGAAAGGGACGAAAGAACAAGAAAAACAAAGCUGGUCACUAAAGCUUAUGAAAAUGAGCUCAGAAUUUUUGAAGUGAGGGAGAAGCGUAGAAUUUCCAAGCUCAGAGAAGCUGCCAAGGAAAUGGAACAAGAGUACAAAGAAAAUGUCUUUCAAGAACCUCCAAAAGUGUCUCAGCGAGUGAAAGUUUAUUCUAGAAAAACCACACCUCAGUAUCCCAAAUACAGCCAGUGGAUUCCAAAACGAGGGACCACGAAGCCAAAGCAAGCAGCUCCAAUGACAAUAAGAGACAAUGACCUCCUCUUGCAGCUCCUGGAGGAGUUUCCCCACCUGCACAUUUCCCCCAAUACUCUGAAUAAAAUGUGGCAUCAGCAGCUUGCACAAACUAUGCACCUCAAGGCACCCUCUGCCAGACCUAGACCAAAACUCCAGAAUGAAGUUGAACAAGCCUUGAAGAAACAUGAACUGCUUGCUGCAAUUAUUAAGAGAGAUCAAGAUCACAGCAAGAGACUGCAAGAGAUCAAGCAGCGCAUCCACCGGCAGAAGUGGGCUCAGAACAAGGUGACGGAGAAGCGGCAGCAGGCGGCGCGGGCCAGGAAAUACUACGAGGAUUACAGGGUGCAGCUGCGGGCCAGGCUGCUGCGGGCCAGGACACGCGAGGAGAGGAUAUUUAAAAACUUAUUUGAAGAAGGCUUAGAAAUUCAGAAGCAAAGACUGAGGGACCUGAGAGUUUAUGCUCGAGAGAAGCGUGAUGAGCAACGGAGAGAGCACCAGACUGAGCUGGAGUCUCUGGAGAACUACUACAAAGACCAGUUUUCCAUGCUAGCAGAAGCUAUAUCUCAAGAAUUCCAAGAAAUCCAAACCAGAGAGAAAGCACAAGCACAAAUGCUACAAAAAUCAAAAAGAGAAGUGAGAUCAAAGAUGGAAAAGGAAAUACAGCAACUGCAAGCAGCAAUCAUGCACAAUGAUGAUGACACCUUUUUUCAAGAGCUGGAAGCAGACAGACUGAGAUCCAGACUUCAGAUUGCUUCCUUCCAGUACAGCCAAAGCCACUUCUUCUGAGGCUUGGGUAAAUGGCACUGCAGUCCUCCCUGGCUAAGAUGAUCAGAGUCUUUGAGAGCUGCUAUAAUGGGAAGAUGGUGUGAAGCUGGUUUUUUCUCUAAAAUACCUGUUCUGUCAUUUUGACCUGUCAGGGGUGUAGCUGCUGGGAACUGGGAUCUCCACAGCACUUUUAUGAUCAGCAAUAAAAUUUGUGAACUAAUUUUUA
Molecule: messenger RNA, 4019 nt
Organism: Onychostruthus taczanowskii (white-rumped snowfinch)
Lineage: Eukaryota; Metazoa; Chordata; Aves; Passeriformes; Passeridae
Gene: CEP95
Product: centrosomal protein 95
Exons: 22
Coding region: 899-3814 (971 amino acids)
Cellular component (GO): spindle pole; centrosome
Source: RefSeq, a predicted model, not a curated record